This is a messenger RNA of Arachis duranensis, 3208 nucleotides long. Its product is annotated as chaperone protein ClpB3, chloroplastic. Gene Ontology annotation, biological process: protein refolding; cellular response to heat. Gene Ontology annotation, cellular component: cytoplasm. Gene Ontology annotation, molecular function: ATP hydrolysis activity; ATP binding. Lineage: Eukaryota; Viridiplantae; Streptophyta; Magnoliopsida; Fabales; Fabaceae. The record is from RefSeq and is a predicted model, not a curated record. The transcript has 10 exons. The coding region runs from base 103 to 3033 and encodes 976 amino acids.
CACGUAUUUCAUGACUUUCCUAUUAUACACCACAAAGACGAGCAUUCCAUAUUUCCGUCACAUUAACAACUUCACCGGAGAUAUUUUCCGGUAACUACGGCCAUGGCCUCAACUACGUCGUUUUCGAGGCUCCAAAUUCCAAUUCCUCGUCGCAGAAUAUCAAACGACGCGCCUCUUGCGCGGUUUCAACAACUCUCCCUCUCCUUUCCCGCGAAAUCCACUUCCCUGAGAACCUUGAAUUCUGUUCCUACGAAGAAAAGAGAGGCUUUAGCAAAUAGGUUUUCGCGAAUUGGAAGGAACCCUAAAGGGUUCUCAAUUCGCUGCACAUCUUCAAGCGGAAAGAUUACACAACAGGAGUUCACAGAAAUGGCAUGGCAAGCGAUUGUCUCAGCGCCAGAAGUGGCUAAGGAGAACAAGCAUCAAAUUGUGGAGACAGAGCACCUGAUGAAAGCUUUGUUAGAACAAAAGAAUGGGCUUGCUCGUCGGAUCUUUUCCAAGGUCGGGGUAGAUAACACUCGACUUUUGGAGGCUACUGAUAAGCACAUUCAGCGGCAACCUAAGGUUCUAGGGGAAUCAGUUGGUUCAAUGCUGGGGCGUGAUUUGGAGGCAUUGAUUCAGAGAGCCAGGGACAUCAAGAAAGACUAUGGUGAUUCAUUUGUGUCAGUUGAACACUUCGUUCUUGGUUUUGCCCAAGAUAGACGAUUUGGGAAGAUAUUAUUUAGGGAUUUUCAAAUAUCAGAACAAGGUCUAAAAUCUGCCAUAGAGUCUAUAAGAGGGCGCCAAUCAGUUAUCGACCAAGAUCCUGAAGGAAAGUAUGAAGCGUUGGAAAAAUAUGGCAAAGAUUUGACAGCAAUGGCUAAAGCAGGAAAACUUGAUCCAGUCAUAGGAAGAGAUGACGAAAUACGCAGGUGCAUUCAGAUUCUCUCCAGGAGAACCAAAAACAACCCUGUGCUGAUUGGUGAGCCUGGUGUUGGGAAAACAGCAAUUUCUGAAGGACUCGCUCAAAGAAUUGUUCAAGGAGAUGUUCCACAAGCUUUGAUGAACAGAAAGCUUAUUUCUCUUGAUAUGGGUGCACUUAUUGCUGGAGCAAAGUAUCGAGGAGAAUUUGAGGAUAGGCUGAAAGCUGUUCUCAAAGAAGUAACCGAAUCUGAUGGUCAGACUAUCCUUUUCAUUGAUGAGAUCCAUACAGUUGUUGGGGCAGGUGCUACAAAUGGUGCAAUGGAUGCUGGUAAUCUCUUGAAGCCCAUGCUGGGUCGGGGGGAGCUGAGAUGUAUUGGUGCAACAACUCUAGAUGAGUAUCGGAAAUAUAUUGAGAAGGACCCUGCACUAGAGCGCCGUUUCCAACAGGUUUAUGUUGACCAACCUUCAGUUGAAGAUACUGUUUCAAUUCUACGGGGACUGCGGGAAAGAUAUGAGCUGCAUCAUGGAGUACGCAUCUCUGACAGUGCACUUGUUGAAGCUGCAAUCCUUUCAGAUCGUUACAUAAGUGGGAGAUUUUUGCCUGACAAAGCUAUUGAUCUGGUUGAUGAAGCAGCUGCAAAACUAAAAAUGGAAAUUACUUCUAAACCUACUGCACUUGAUGAGAUUAACCGGUCAGUGUUAAAACUAGAGAUGGAGAGACUGUCUCUUAUGAAUGAUACAGACAAGGCUUCUAAAGAUAGGUUGAAUCGUCUUGAGGCAGAGCUUUCUCUCUUAAAAGAGAAACAGGACGAACUGACUCAGCAAUGGGAGCAUGAGAAGUCUGUAAUGACUCGACUUCAGUCAAUCAAAGAAGAGAUAGACAGGGUAAAUCUUGAGAUCCAGCAGGCUGAGCGUGAAUAUGAUCUUAAUCGUGCGGCUGAAUUGAAGUAUGGUAGUCUGAACUCCUUGCAAAAGCAACUUGAAAGUGCAGAGAAGGAGUUACAUGAAUACAUGAGCUCAGGCAAGUCCAUGCUCAGAGAGGAAGUUACAGGCAAUGAUAUUGCUGAAAUUGUAAGCAAGUGGACUGGAAUCCCUGUUUCAAAACUUCAACAAUCAGAGAGAGACAAGUUGUUGCAGCUAGAAGAAGAGCUCCAUAAGCGUGUUGUAGGUCAAGAUCCUGCAGUUAAGGCGGUAGCUGAGGCUAUCCAACGUUCAAGAGCAGGUCUUUCAGAUCCUCAUCGCCCUAUUGCUAGCUUCAUGUUUAUGGGACCCACUGGUGUUGGUAAGACGGAGCUGGCUAAGGCUCUCGCUUCCUUUUUGUUCAACACAGAAGAAGCACUUGUACGAAUUGAUAUGAGUGAGUACAUGGAAAAGCAUACGGUCUCAAGAUUAAUCGGAGCUCCUCCUGGAUACGUUGGGUAUGAAGAGGGAGGCCAACUUACAGAGACAGUUCGCCGCAGACCGUACGCUGUUGUUUUGUUUGAUGAGAUUGAGAAGGCUCAUUCAGAUGUUUUCAAUGUAUUUCUCCAAAUUUUGGAUGAUGGAAGAGUGACUGAUUCGCAGGGUCGCACAGUAAGUUUUACCAACACUGUCAUCAUCAUGACCUCAAAUGUUGGAUCACAGUACAUUCUCAACACAGAUGAUGACACUGUACCGAAAGAGUUAGCAUACGAAACCAUAAAGCAGCGGGUAAUGGACGCUGCAAGGUCCAUCUUUCGGCCUGAGUUCAUGAAUAGAGUUGAUGAGUAUAUCGUCUUCCAGCCUCUAAACCGUGACCAAAUUAGCAGCAUUGUCAGGUUACAGUUGGAGCGCGUGCAGAAGAGAAUCGCAGAUCGCAAGAUGAGAAUCAAAGUCACAGAUGCUGCAAUCCAACUUCUCGGAAGUUUGGGGUAUGAUCCGAACUACGGCGCUAGGCCGGUCAAGAGAGUGAUUCAACAAAAUGUGGAAAAUGAACUUGCCAAGGGUAUACUUAGAGGAGAAUUUAAGGAUGAGGACACAAUUUUGGUAGACACUGAAGUCACAGCGUUUGCUAAUGGUCAACUUCCUCAACAAAAGCUAGCGUUUAGAAGGCUUGAUGCUAAUUCAGAAUCCUCCAUUAGAGGCAGCAUUGAAGGCUUUCCACAGAUUCUGUGAAUGCCUCGAACUGCUCCUUACUAUUCCACUACAUUCUAGGUUUCACCCAAAUUUUGAGCAUUCAUAGUUCAUACGUUCCUUAUACCAAUUGAACUUUUGUGUAUACUGUAUAGAUUCCAUGUACCUUAAAGUUCUUCAUUUCUAAUCCAUUUCCAUUUUGAUCGAUAAAGUUUGA